Messenger RNA from Alnus glutinosa, 1755 nucleotides. Its product is annotated as extensin-like. NCBI's taxonomy places the organism in Eukaryota, Viridiplantae, Streptophyta, Magnoliopsida, Fagales, Betulaceae. The record is from RefSeq and is a predicted model, not a curated record. The coding region runs from base 1 to 1755 and encodes 584 amino acids. The transcript is spliced from 2 exons.
AUGGACCUGGGGGAGCUUUGGGGUUUAGAGGCAGAGAGUUUUUUCGGAGAGAAAAUUAUAGAUGCAACAAAACCUCUUCUCUCGGGGUUUUAUCUUCCUCGUAGUGGACAUGACCCUCUGUGGAUCAGUUUUCGUUAUGAGAGGCUUGGAGAUUACUGCACGUUGUGUGGGCUUAUUGGCCACAAGAGAAAUCAAUGUAAUCAACCGGUUGCUCGGCAUACCCCGGAAAAGUAUAGGAUUCCCUUACAGACCUUUUCUUUAGUGGGAUUGAGGCCUGUUUCCUCUGCUUCACGUGAGGAUUCUGAUUCUGGUUUAUCUUCAGUGGGCACUUCACCAUCUUACUCGGAUGGCCGGUCUAGUCCUGCUCAGGGAGCUGAGUUGGGCCUCCAGCUGGUGCCUCUCCCGCAUGCUCCUCUUCCUUCUUCCCGUGUAGACACAACUUUUGGAUCCCCAGCCAUGCAGUUCACGUCCCAGACGGCACUCCCUCCUUUUGCACUGUUUCCCUCUGUAGCUGGUUCUUUUCUUCACGCAAACUACGUGUCUUCUCCCCAGCACAUGCAUAUCUUAUCUCAGGAUGUGGGUACUCAAGUGGGUGUCAAUCCCUUUAGCUCCUCGAGCAGUUCAGAUGUUUCUAUCAGUUCUAUAGCUGCCACGUCUUCAUUGGGAUCAUCCCGGUUGUCGGCUGCUGCUAAAGGUAAAUCCCAAUUGAUCCUUCAACCAACGACUACUUCCCCUGUUUACCUUGAUCCUAUCUCUUCCUUCUCCCCUUUGAAUAUAUCUCAUCCUUGUCCAAUAACGGUUAGUCCUUCUCAUACUUGUCCAGCCCAAUUUGCUGACUUUUUGGCCUGUUGGCCAUAUCCAUUCCCACCGAGGCCCACUUUCAACCCAUCUCCUUCUCCAUCGUCACCUUCCUUUCUAUCUAUCAUACCACCUCCUUCUCCUGCCAAUAUCUCUCCCUUGCCGUCUAGGCCAUUGGAUUCUUCCUCCCCUAUAACAGCUAUUCCAAUUUCUACUGUCCAUGGGAAUAUUGCUGCUCCAGAUUUCAGGCCUAGCCAUUUCCCCUUUCAGCUUUAUCCCCCUUAUACACCGGUUACGCUUUCACCUAUUAACCUGUCUUCCCCUCCUCCUCCUCAGGUGCCUUCAUCCAUUCCCCUUCCUGUUUCAUCAAGCCCAGCUUUUCACCACUCCCCUACCCUCUCACGGUUUCAUCCUUACACAAGACCGGCUGCUGAUAUCAGACCACCUUCCUUUCCAUUAUCCCCGGAUGCUAUUCGGAUCCGUUCCCCUUCCCCAGCUCUGCAGCAGCAAAAACGAAAAUGGACAGAGGACACUAUACCUCUGGCAGUUCUUAAGAAAACAAAGUCUCACCAUUUGUUUCCUGGUCUUCUAUCUAAUCUGGAGCAAGCAGCCAUUUCACUAACGUCUCUGCAGGAUGGAGAUGCUUCGGUGGGAUCUUUUUUGUCUUUUGACUCUCAGUCUGAUGCAAUUAAGGUUUCUCUUCCUCCUCCAAGUACUCUGGACCCUGUACCCCAACCAGUGCAUCCAGUCAAUACUGCUCCAGUUAGGGCAGCGCCGGAUCCUGCUUUGACCUCACCAAAGCCCCUGCGCAGGUUCACACGUGCUGCUAGAGGGAUAGAUGUUUUUUCCCAGCUCCAAGCUGCCCACUCGGCUGCUGACUCUUCUUCAUAUUCAGCUCCAGCACAGGGAACUGAUACCAAGGGGGUGGACCAGGAUGGUCUACCUCCCCAUCAAUGA